This is a messenger RNA of Blastomyces dermatitidis ER-3, 2287 nucleotides long. RefSeq names its product flavin-containing amine oxidasedehydrogenase. The transcript is spliced from 2 exons. Gene Ontology annotation, molecular function: oxidoreductase activity. NCBI's taxonomy places the organism in Eukaryota, Fungi, Ascomycota, Eurotiomycetes, Onygenales, Ajellomycetaceae. The record is from RefSeq and is a predicted model, not a curated record. The coding region runs from base 578 to 1951 and encodes 457 amino acids.
AUUACUACGUCUUCAUGACAUCAUCGUCGUCGGUCUUACAAAACACGACAAGCAAAAUCGAACGAAAUAAAAUGUUUUCUUUCAUAUACCCUGAUCAUAUUUCAAUUAAUCGUGAAAAGCUUACAGAUUCCAAUCCCAGAAUGGGAAAGCACACCGAAAACAAAUCGUCACAGAACCUAAGUAGCCGACUGCAAACAUAAGGCGCAACAUGGCGUUCAAAGCGCAAUCCACUACUGACAGGCAAAAGGUGCUUAUAAUUGGUGCCGGAGCAGCAGGAAUGGUACGCUAAUAUCCCAGAAAGAAAGAAAGAGACGAAGCAAGCAAGCAAGAGAAAUCCAUUCCCAUUCCCACUCAAACUCCCUUGCCCAAUCCUCUCCCUUCCCCAACCGCGUUAGUCGGGAAUAGUAAAAAGGUAACCAAAACAUUCCCAAUCACACAAAAAUUCAUUUAGUCAUGCGCAGCAACUCUAGCCGAACAUCCCAACAGAUUCGAUGUCACGAUUAUAGAGCGCGCCAGUGUCCCUGGGGGUGUUGCGACGUCCUUAUCGCUAGAUACACGCCUGUACGGAGCAGAUUGGAUGAACAAUGGUGUCCAGGGGGGGCCAAGCCUAUUCCGACACACCUUCAAAUACCUCCGGGAUUAUGGCUUUGAGCCAAAAGAGAUGAAGUUGCAGUUUUCGUUCGGGAAGGGUAAGGAAGAUUUCUGGACGAAUGUGUUUCCGACAGCGCUGAUUGAGAAACACGCGGACGAGAUUAGGAGGUUUGGUACGGCGCUUGAGAUCAUUAGGAAAGGCGGAGUUGCGCUUUGGGUAUUGCCUGUUAAGACAUUUCUAAGCCUGUUCCGGUUUAGCAAGGAAUUCCGGUACAAGAUGGUUAUUCCUCUUGCCUCGGUCGUGCUUGGAACGGGGAAUCAGACGGAAGAUUUCCCAUGUGGUCUUCUCCAACAGCUUUUUUAUGACCCUGGAAUGAAAGUGUGGGAUUACGACCCAGUAUCAUUCGUACCAAAUCUUCCAAGCAUGUUUACCUUCCCCAACAUGCGACUCUUCUACCGCGACUGGGCGAUUGGCCUAUGCUCCAAUGGGGUCAGGAUCCGCUUAAAUACUGAGGUCACUAAGAUCAUACGCAGAGAUCGUCACGGCGUCGCUGUCGAGACGGCACGGGCUAACAGCGAUAUAUUAAGUGGCAGUUCAGUACGUCGCCACACCAGCAUCAUUGAGGGUUUCGACAAGUUAGUCCUCUGCAUUCCCGGGGACGAGGCGAGUCGUCUGUUGGGCAAAGGGGGAACCUGGAAGGAAAGGCUUAUCCUUGGCAGUGUCAAGAUGUUCAACCGUCUCACUAUCACCCAUUCGGACUCUGCGUAUAUCAGAGAACUCUAUGAAACUCGCUUCCGAGAGGAGCUGUGCGCGCCGCCCCGGACGAAAGAGCAGGAAGAUCAAAUAUCCUUUGCAAGAGGUGCAGCAGGCGAGCAGCCUGGGUUCAGGCCAAUGUACUAUACCCGUGCUUACCCCGAACAGAAAAACAAGAUGGAGCCGGGAUUUGAUUGCUCGAAUUUCCAGUAUCAGUUCCAGCCAGAUAUCAGAUCGGGGCAACCCGCGCUGCCUUUUGACCGUCACGUUUUCCAAAGCCAUUUCUUGGAUGGUAAAUUGAAGCAUCUUUGGACGGCUAAUAAGAUCGACGAGAGCAGUAUCAUCGAACGGAGAUGGUGGCAUCAGCUAUCUCCCCGCUGGCAGCACUAUGUUAGGGUUGCUCCGGCUAUACGGUUCAUCAAUGGCAAGAAGAAUACAUAUUUCGCAGGAUCAUGGACACUUGUGGAUAUUCAUGAGGUCGCAUGUAUAUCUGGCAUUGCGGCAGCGUAUCGCCUUGGUGCGGAGUAUGAAAAUUUUGACGACCUUGCUGCAUCUAAUUUUGCAAAGUAUUUGAAAAACGCUCAUGGGGUUAAAUUCGGAAGGUGAAUGGGGGAGCAAAACAUGUAGUGAAUUUUCAAAUGUUAUCUGGGGCUUCCAUCUUGCUCACUUGUGUGACCCACGAAAUUCGUCUAUCCUGAAUCAUGAUGGUCAACUCGUCAUAUGUAAUAUUAUUAGGUGCGGACUUCGGUCGAGUUGAUUUACUGUAGUCCCGAUUGUGAGAGCCGUAUCGACAGAAGCUCGAAAAUGAUAAGCACAUUAGCACAAAUGUAGCCACGAUCGUCAACAAUAGAUCAUUCCAUCAUUGGCACGUCAUGCGACAUCAGGUUAUCCUCUCCUUCAGUUUUCAGGUUAAUAUCAUUAGUACCCGCAGCUUCCUCCUUC